Messenger RNA from Protopolystoma xenopodis, 639 nucleotides. NCBI's taxonomy places the organism in Eukaryota, Metazoa, Platyhelminthes, Monogenea, Polystomatidea, Polystomatidae. The record is from the annotation of a GenBank genome assembly.
AUGGCAAUGCCAUUUGGGUUGGAUACAGUGAAAUCUCGGUCUGUUUCAGAUCAUAGUCCAUCGUCGAACGGCCGGAUUAGUCACCUUGUCAGCGCUAAUCUGUCGGAAUCUCAGGCACUUCUGGUCAAGUUCUCCUCGCGUGUGGAGGCGGCAACUCGACCGAACGUAGCCACUGAGCCAGCCUCGUUGCAGCAAUCAUCGCCUGAGCGAAUUAUCAUCCUUCGUCCUUCAGGGCCGGUCGGAGUGGGCAAAAGUCCACUUUUCCGACCUGUCGUCGCCUCGGCUAACCCGUCUUCAUCAGCCGCACUCCUUUCCAAUUCUACCGAUCCAGGACUUGAUGCUGGUGACACAGAAAGCGAAACGGUUGACGACAUUUCAGACACCUACCCCUGCCAACUAAGAGUGCAACAUGAUACAACCUUUAGUGUGCAUUCCCCUUCGUCCUCCCUGCCUCACUCCGCAGGCAUCACUCAGCCAACAAACAUUGUCUGUCGACCUACCGGACGUCAAAAUUGGCCCACUCCCCAAUCGACUGUCUCUAUGCCCGAACGACAGUCUGUCACGGAGACCCACAAACUUUUCCUCUCUCCCGACAAAAACGAUGCCUUGGGUCCACCUCAGGACAGGCUUGUGUAUGGU